Messenger RNA from Jatropha curcas, 4157 nucleotides. NCBI's taxonomy places the organism in Eukaryota, Viridiplantae, Streptophyta, Magnoliopsida, Malpighiales, Euphorbiaceae. The record is from RefSeq and is a predicted model, not a curated record.
UUGUUUACGCCCAGUCAAACACCUUGGUCUCCGUCUAUUUCGUGAACAGUCCAUUCAUGGAGUCAUGAGCAAAACCACCACCGUUGCGACCACGACCACCGCAUUUCUCCGCAAUUGCAUGCUCGAAUUUCUCUCCCCUCUUAAUCCAAGAAAGAGCUUUCUAAAGCAGGUUAGUUUUCUCUUCUUCAUUAAAUCCCAAUUCUUAAACACUGCUUCUCAUACAGACCUAUCUCUAUCAUCACACUCUGGAGCUCACAAAGCAAACAAAACCCACAUAGAUUUAUCUUCUAUAAACCCUAAUGGUAUUGCAAACAUUAUUAUAUCUAAAUAUCGCCAGUUUCUUAAUAGAAGUGAAAGCGAAAGAGAGAAUCUUGCUAAGUAUUCUUCUCUCAAAGAACUUCUUCUGGACAUUUCUGAUGUAAUACCCUAUGAGACACGUCGUUUUAGGAGAAUUUUGAGAUUGACACCUGAAGAUGUGCUUGAAAUGUUACUGGGUUUUCAAUUUGAGUGUGAAAAAGUCGCAAUCAAGAGAAAAAAGGUCGAGUCUUUGUGGGGAAUUUUCAAUUGGGCUAGUGACCAAGAUAAGGGUUUUAAGCAUCUUCCUAAGUCAUGUGAGGUUAUGUCCUCUUUACUUAUUAGGUAUGGGAUGCUUAGAGAGGUUCAGUUAUUGCUUUUGGCAAUGGAGAGAAAAGGAAUUUCGUUGGAUAACAAUGAAAUUUUUUCUAAGUUGAUUGAAGGGUAUGUUGGUGUUAAUGAUUUAGAAAGGGCAGUGUUAUUGUAUGAACGAAUGAGGGAGCAAGGUUUGGUACCAUCACCCUUCUCUUAUAACGUUCUUAUUUAUCUUUUGGUGAAAAUGAGGAGAACCCAAUUGGCAUUUCGAGUUUGUUUGGAUAUGUUCGAAAUUGGGACUAAUUUGAGUGAUAGGGAAAUGGCUAGUAUUGAUAAGGCUAUUAGAUUACUUUCUGGGGAAGGAAUGGUUCAUGAAGCUAGAAACCUUAUGAAGAAGGCUUUGGCUUUAGGUUUUGAGCCUAGUAGCUUGGUUAUUAAUGAGAUUGCUUCUGGUUAUUGUGAGAAGAAGGAUUUUGAAGAUUUGCUUAGUUUUCUUGUUGCAAUGAAGUGUGCACCAAAUUUACUAGUUGGCAAUAAGAUAGUAUGUGGUUUAUGUAGCAAUUUUGGUGUAGACAGAGCAAAUUUUUUCAUGCUAGAACUGGAGAAUUUAGGUUUUAGGCCUGAUGAAAUAACUUUUGGUAUCUUGAUUGGUUGGUGUUGCGGUGAGGGGAAUUUGAGGAGUGCCUUUAUUUUUUUGUCGGAGAUGUUGUCAAGAGGCUUAAAGCCUAGUAUAUACUCGUACAAUGCGCUUAUUGGUGCAAUGUUUAGGGAGGGUAUGUGGAAACAUGCCCAAGACAUUCUUGAUGACAUGACGGAUAGGGGAAUGACCCCAAAUUUAAUUACUUUCAGGACUCUUUUGGCAGGAUAUUGCAAAGCUAGAAAAUUUGAUGAAGUUAAGAUAAUGGUUCAUAAGAUGGUGAACUGUGGUUUAAUUGAAUCCUCUUCACUGGACAAUCCACUUUCCAAGGCAUUUAUGGUCUUGGGACUGAGUCCAUUGUCUGUGCGGUUGAAAAGAGAUAAUGAUGUUGAAUUUUCUAAUACAGAAUUCUUUGAUAAUCUAGGAAAUGGUCUCUAUUUGGAUACAGACCUGGAUGAGUAUGAGAAAAUAGUAAAUGCAGUUCUUAAAGAUUCAAUUGUACCUGACUUUAAUUUACUUUUGAGGGAGGAAUGUGAUCAUCGAAAUUUUAAAGCUGUAUUCUCAUUGAUAGAUGAAAUGAUUCGAUGGGGUCAAGAACUGUCUCUGCCUGUUUUCUCAGCAUUACUUAAAGGGCUUUGUGCAUCCAGAUCCCAUACUAGGGCAUGCAGCCAUCUUAUUGACAAAUUGCCAAAGUUGGCUAAUCAACUUGACUUUGAAGUUCUUAAUUUGCUUGUUCAAGCAUACUGCAAGAGUGGAUUGGUAUACAAAGGAAGGACAAUUUUUUAUCAAAUACUUCAGAGGGAUAUAACAAUUGGAAAUGAGACAUACACUGCUCUAAUUAUGGGAUUAUGCAAGUUGGGAAAUUUGCAGGAUUUUCAUUAUUGUUGGGAUAUUGCUCGAAAUAGUAAAUGGUUACCAGAGUUACGGGACUGUAAAUCUCUUGUAGAAUGUUUAUUACAUCAUAAGAUGCUCAAGGAGGCAUUGGAGCUUCUUGAAAAAAUGCUGGUAUCCCACCCUCACUCAAGGUCUGAAAUUUGUCAUGUGUUUCUUGAAAAGCUUUCUGUUACAGGCUUUACAAGUAUUGCACAGAACUUAGUGGAUGAACUGGUACAGCAGGGAUGUUGCUUUGGUGAGACUGCUUAUAGCCAUCUUAUAAGAGGGUUAUGCAAGGAGAGAAAUUACAUGGGGGCCUUCACAAUAUUGGACACAAUGUUGGCAAGGAACUUACUUCCAUGCUUCGAUGUUUCUCUUAUUUUGAUUCCUCAUUUGUGCAGACCUGAUAGACUUCAUAGAGCUCUUGCUUUAAAGGAGAUCAGCUUGAGAGAGCAAUCCACGUUUUCUUUUCCUGUCCACUAUGCUUUAGUUAGAGGAUUUUGUAUGACGGGGAUGGUAGGAAAAGCAGCCAAUGUAGUCCACGAUAUGUUGUUGGAGGGGCUAUUUCCUGAUGCUAGAAUUUGUAACACAAUGUUUCAAGGGUAUUGCCAAGCUAACAACUUGAGGAAAGUCAACGAGGUACUUGGUGUUCUCGUAAGAAAAUUUUCAGGCCCUUCAAUAUCAAGUUACCAGAAUUUGAUGCGCUUGUUGUGUAUGCAGAGUAGUUUCAGUUAUGCAUUAAGCCUGAAGGAACUAAUGCUAGGAGACGGUAGGCAUCGUAGCCUCACCAUUUACAACAUUCUGGUUUUCUAUCUUCUCUCGGCUGGGAACAGCUUGCUCAUGGAUAAAAUUUUGUAUGAAUUGCAGGAGAAGGGUGUACCACUUGACGAAGUUACUUAUAAUUUUCUUGUAUAUGGAUUUUCAAAAUGUAAAGAUGCGUCUACUUGUCUACACUAUCUGUCUACUAUGAUUUCAAAGGGAUUUAGGCCAAGCUAUCGUAGCUUAAAAACAGCAGUAACGUGCCUGUGUGAUUUUGGAGAACUUGGUAAGGUCUUGGAGUUGAGUCGAGAAAUGGAAAUGAGAGGUUGGGUUCAUGGAUCAGUUGUUCAAAAUGCAAUUGUUGAAGGCCUUCUCUCUCAUGGGAAGAUUCAAGAAGCUGAAUAUUUCCUGGAUCGGAUGGUAGAGAAAGGUCUAAUUCCUGAUACAAUCAAUUAUGAUAAUCUAAUUAAGCGGUUUUGUUUCUUUGGAAGACUGAAUAAGGCAGUUGACCUUAUGAAUGUAAUGUUGAAGAAAGGAAACAUCCCUGAUUCUGCCAGUUAUGAUUCGGUAAUCCAUGGUUUCUGCACAAGGAAUCAACUGAAUGAAGCUAUGGAUUUCCAUGCUGAGAUGUUGGACAGGGAUCUUAAACCAAGUAUGAAGACUUGGGACAUGCUUGUUCAUAAACAUUGCCAACUUGGAAAAACUGCAGAAGCAGAAAACCUACUCAUUUAUAUGGUCCAGUUUGGUGAAACUCCAACCAGAAUAAUGUUCUCAUCUGUGAUUAAUAGGUAUCAAAGAGAAAAUAAUCCAAGGAAAGCAUCUCAGCUCAUGCAAUUGAUGCAAGAGAGUGGUUAUGUACCAGAUUUUGACACUCAUUGGUCUCUCAUAAGCAAUUUACAGAGUUCCAAAGACAAGAAUAAUAAGAACACCAAUCAAGGUUUCCUGUCAAGGCUUCUUUCUGGAAGUGGACUUUCUUAUAAAAAGGAUUCCAAGGUCAAAGUGCGAUAAUACAUUUUUGUAAAUAUAAGAUUUCUCAUUUUCUUUAAUGAAUCUUAUUACAUUUGUUGAUAGGUUGAUUCAAUCUUGCAUGAAAAUUUUUUCAACUUUCAUGUACUUAAUAGCUUAUGUAGUUAUUUUGUUCCAAGUUUUAUAUAGUAAGUUUUCUAUAUUAUGUUCUAUGAUGCACAGAAACUCUCGGUCAUGGGCAUUUCUGCAGCCUAUUUCUCUGUGCGUAUAAAAUGUUGUUUCUCAGUAUAAAAUUAUAAUUGUUGUUUUCCCA